This is a messenger RNA of Serpula lacrymans var. lacrymans S7.9, 1302 nucleotides long. RefSeq lists its product as uncharacterized. Gene Ontology annotation, molecular function: protein binding. The record is from RefSeq and is a predicted model, not a curated record. Lineage: Eukaryota; Fungi; Basidiomycota; Agaricomycetes; Boletales; Serpulaceae. The coding region runs from base 1 to 1302 and encodes 433 amino acids. The transcript has 2 exons.
AUGCAGGUCGAUAAUGAUCCAACGAGUUCUUCCGAUCCACUCAUAUAUCGCCUUCCAAACGAGAUAUUCAUCCUCGUCUUCAAAUAUACCAUCCGCCCUGAACGGCGUGACAUCUGGCCAAAUGGUGAAUUCACCAUAUCCCAUGUCUCUCGUCGGUGGAGAGCUCUUGCCACUAAUACCCCGUCGCUCUGGUGCAACGUACGGCUCUCGACCACCAAAUCAUCCCAUCUGGCCGACCUAUACCUCGCUCGAUCCCGAAACCUACUGUUGGAUGUUUCUGCGGUGCUCAGGUUAACCCACAGACCCUACCAGAAAAUUGCGCUCUUCGUCUUCCCGCUAUUCAACACUAUCCGUGUCCCCGCCCUCGAAAAAUUCGUACUCUCCGUCAAAGAGCAGACUGGGUACAGAUUCAUCGCUGACGGUGAUGUGACUAACAAUGACGCUGCAAAAGCCAAGUGGUUCUCCGGUGGCGCUCCAAAGCUGACGAGCAUCUCAGUGUCUGAGCGAGAUCUGCAAACGGUCAACUUCUUGCCCUUGUUCGACAACCUGACCACGUUCACCAUAUCCGGGCCCCCAGCUCCGCGCCUGCCCCCGAUGACAUUCAACGACCUCUACACCAUCUUGCUCCACCUCCCUUUCUUAUCUGAGCUCGUCCUCGACAAAGUCUUCUUCCACCCCCUGUUUCCAACCGGCGAAAGGUUCACAGACUGUACAGCCCAGUUCCCCAUGCUCCGUUUUCUCUCGUUGAGCAUCCCGUGUUGCACCUCCUUCGUUGUCAUCUCCGCAUUUUCCGUCAUAGUCGCUCCGGAGCUCCAACAUCUCUCACUGAGGUCGCAAGAGAGUCCAAUGAGUGAUAAAAGGACUGAGUUGCAGCAAUACCUAACCACUCACCCCCCACCAUACCCCAUUUUACGUUCCCUUCUCCUCGACUGUCCAUUUGAGAAAGCACAAGAUGCGUGUGCACUCAUGCACGCCUUUCCGAGUGUGCAAGUCGUUUCGCUGACGCGAAUGAGCGAGCAUGUAGUGUGUAAGGCGUUGACGACGUGUCCAUCACGUAUGGCGUCCUGUCGAGCUCAUCAGCCGCAGAAAUUAUGGCCGCACCUGCACACGCUCGUCCUGGAAGAUUGGAGCUCAGCCCGCGUUGCGUCGUUGAUCAAGAUGUUGCAUCAUCGCAAAGCGAUUGGGAUGCCCAUACCUGAACUCAAGAUUCGGAAGGCGGACGAUACGAAUAUUUUCACUGAGGAUGUCACUGAAGGGCAGAGGAGGGAGUUGGAGUUGAUUGUGGAUGUGGAGGUAGUGUGA